UAGAUCAUGAUAUAACGUUAAAAUCAAUUAUUUUUCCAUAUUUUGAAAAAAAAAAAAAAAGAGUUCAGAAAAUAUUUGAUGUCGGAAGAACACCGUUGAGUUGAUCAGGGCCCUUUUUCCCCUCCUUUCCCCUCCGGUGCAUGGCACUGACUACAGAAGAUCCUGGGCGCCCAAGCGCUCUUCAGUCAUGGCAGCCCGCAUCACAUUCCUUGUUUGCAGCCUUUUCCUCUUCAAGACUGUUUGUCCCGUAUAUAGGUCAACUAUUUGUGUUUCGUUUCCAAAUGUUUUUCUACUCUCAGGAGCUGCCAAGUGCACCGAAAGCCAACUAGCCUGAGACAAAAGAAAAACAAAUAGACCAGUGCAUCCGCCUUACUAAUUUUGAUGCUCUAUAUCAACUUCUUAUGUUGUACCUUCAAGUUCCAUAGAUUUAUUCUUUGUAGUAUUUGUAUUACGUGUAUCUGAUUCUGUGUUUUUCUAUUUGGUGCUAAAGUUUUAAGUGGUUUAAAAUGCUGUCACUCCAUAGGUGAAAGUCUUCUUGAGCUGAUGUAUUCACUACAUUUGGAAGCUGUACAGUCAUUAGCUUCUUAGCUGCGCUGCUUCCUGAUACUGAAGAGUCUGGGAUUUUUGUUCAUGUAGACUGUUCAAAAUGAAUGAACAUCCUAAAAAGAGGAAAAGGAAGACUCUGCAUCCUUCUCGUUACUCAGAUUCUUCAGGUGCAAGCAGAUACAUAGACAACAGUGGGAUUUUUUCUGACCACUGCUAUAGUGUCUGUUCCAUGAGACAGCCAGAUAUAAACAGAGGUAGAUUCCACAGUCCUGUGCAGAGCCUGGACACGGAUGAUGACGGCAGUCCCGUGCACGCCGGGAGCUCCCACUGGAGCGGGGCACACUCAAACGCUGGCAUGCACUGCACAGACCCGAAAAAGAAGGAUAAAGGUAAAGAUAAAGGUACUAACAAUGGAAUGUGCAGAGACUUAUGUGACUCACCUAUAUUCAGUGACAGCCCCACAGAAGAAGAGAAACCUCUAGAUAUCCAAACUGUAGAAAUUUCUACAACAGAAGUGAAUGCUGUAGAAGUUCACGAUAUAGAAACACAGACUGUGUCACCUGAGAAGCUGGAAGCUGAGGACCUUGAGGAAAUCCCUCUGGAGACCUGUAAAAUCUUUGAGAAGAACCAGGCUUUGAAUAUCACAGCUCAACAGAAAUGGCCCUUGCUGAGAGCCAACAGCAGCGGCCUGUACAAGUGUGAGCUCUGUGAGUUCAACAGCAAGUACUUCUCUGAUCUGAAGCAGCACAUGAUCCUGAAGCAUAAGACAUGUACAGACACUCACGUCUGUAAAGUUUGUAAAGAAAGUUUCUCCAGCAAAGUGCAACUCAUUGAGCACGUAAAACUCCACGAGGAGGAUCCGUACAUCUGUAAAUACUGCGAUUACAAAACGGUGAUUUUUGAGAACCUGAGUCAGCACAUAGCAGACACCCACUUCAACGACCACCUGUACUGGUGUGAGCAGUGUGAUGUGCAGUUCUCCUCCAGCAGCGAGCUGUACCUGCACUUCCAGGAGCACAGCUGUGACGAGCAGUACCUGUGCCAGUUCUGUGAGCACGAGACCAACGACCCCGAGGACCUGCACAGCCACGUGGUGAACGAGCACGCGUGCCGGCUCAUCGAGCUGAGCGACAGCUACCACAGCAAGGAGCGGGGCCAGUACAGCCUCAUCAACAAAAUCACUUUUGACAAAUGCAAAAACUUCUUUGUGUGCCAGGUGUGCGGCUUUAGGAGCAGGCUGCACACCAAUGUCAACAGGCACGUAGCUAUUGAGCACACCAAAAUAUUCCCUCAUGUUUGUGAUGACUGUGGGAAGGGGUUUUCAGGUAUGUUGGAAUAUUGCAAGCACCUAAGCUCUCAUUUAUCUGAAGGGAUUUAUUUGUGUCAAUACUGUGAAUAUUCAACAGGACAAAUUGAGGACCUUAAAACUCAUUUGGAUUUCAGGCAUUCAGCAGAUUUGCCUCAUAAAUGUACUGAUUGUUUAAUGAGGUUUGGGAAUGAAAAAGAUCUUUUAAGUCAUCUUCAGAUACAUGAGACGGUGUGAUUGCUUUCUUUCCCUGUAACCAGUUUGUUUAGAAUUUGAAUUUAUUUCCAGUCACUGGAAUGUGAUAUUAAAUACAAUUUUAACAGCAACUGUACAUUUCUAAUGUUUUCAUCUUUAUAUCAGCAAAGCAUGUCUAGCACUUGGUGUUGUGAAUUUCCUUGUCUAGGGGUUUCAGUAGGAAUAAUCACAUUUACACUGUGGUGGAUCAGAUUUUGGGGGGAGGGACAGGGGGAGUAAUUGCAUGUUGUGAUACCAGUUCUGGUGGUUAUCCUGCUCUUUCAUGUCUAGUGUACAGGACCAGCUCUCUUGAGUUUAAAAAGGCACAAAAACAAAGCAAAUAUCUAAAUCUAUUCUUUAAUAACCCAAUACUGGUCUCAGUUCCACAUCCAGCUCAUGUUACCUUGGGUGGCAGCAGGUCACUGCACUGGUGUUUAGCAGUAGCACUGGCCUGCCAAAGAUAAGGGUGCUCCAAAAGCUCCCAGGCAUGGACAUCUCCAGAUUCCCAUACCAGCCUUCAUUUCCCACCUCACGCUCCUGAUAAGCUUUUUCAAUUGUCCUGUUUUAUUCCUGGGAUACCUUUCUGACCUCACUGUUCACUUUGUUCUGUGUUUAAGUCCCAUCUGUGGGACGUCCAACACACUCUUGCACAUACAUACUGCAUGACUCCCACAUGAUAUUCCCUUUAUUUACCUUCUUCCUGUCUUUUAAUGCAUUGAGGAGACACACAUUGCUUGGGUUUGUAUUAGAUCAUGUUCUAUAGAGUAAUUGCAAAAGGAAUUUGCAAUGAUCUGCUGAGAAUGUACAAAAUGAAUUUCUUAUAUAAAAUCCUAAUAUAGCUCUUACUGAAAUUAUGGAUGUCACCAACCUCUUGACUAGAGAAAACUUCUAGUAGUCUAUAUUAUUGUAGUAAUUCUGUAUAUUUAUAAUUAUCUUUCCACCACUAGUAACUUGAGGAAUGUUAUUUGAACUCUGUAAAUUUAAAAAUUUUAUAUACGGGCUUAAAAGACUGGUACAUUACACAAUUUUUACUAAUGACUCUCAAAUUAUUUCACACAUUUGUUUAUAUAAUACAAAGCACAAUUCUACCUUUGUAAUCAUUGGAAGUGAGUUUUUACAGUUCAUUCUGUAGCUCUAUAUCUGAGUGGAUACUUGGACAGAUAAAAGAAGAGUGGGGUCACUUAGAUCAUGCUAGACACCAUGGUGAAAAUACUCAUAAUAAUUACUAGUGGAGUUUACAUUUCUUUCUUCAUUGAUUGUAAAUUUGUAAUGUAAGAUUGUCUAAUGCAAGCUUUGUAUAGAGAUAAUUAAUGUAUCAAAAAUUUCUUGUUCAGUGAGGUUUGGUGUUACCAGCUUCAAGGCAUGCAAGGGUCUUUGGAUUUGAUUUUUAAAGCCAAGGGUAAAACUUGGCUGAAUGUUAUUGAUUAAUGGAAGUUCUGAUUUCCAGAGAAGUAUUUCUGGAAAAUCUAUGAACCACUUGGUGGUAAUUUUGUUGUGAGAGGCAAGACCAUUUCUGUCACAUUGAAAUGCUGAUAUACUACUAGAUUUUGUGUUUUGUCAUUGAAAGGGCAACCUGAGAGUGUCUUGCUGUACUUUAUUACUCCCUUGUAUAGAGAAUGACAGUAUCUGUGGUAGAAUUGCUGAUUUCCUAUUUUGAACACAUUCUUCCCUGGCUGGCUUAAAAUAGUAGCAAUAAUAUAGUUAACAAAGCACUAA
Messenger RNA from Zonotrichia albicollis (white-throated sparrow), 3802 nucleotides. Lineage: Eukaryota; Metazoa; Chordata; Aves; Passeriformes; Passerellidae. The record is from RefSeq and is a predicted model, not a curated record.